Molecule: messenger RNA, 4691 nt
Organism: Lycium ferocissimum
Lineage: Eukaryota; Viridiplantae; Streptophyta; Magnoliopsida; Solanales; Solanaceae
Product: NAD(P)H-quinone oxidoreductase subunit H, chloroplastic
Exons: 1
Coding region: 3510-4691 (393 amino acids)
Molecular function (GO): NAD binding; NADH dehydrogenase (ubiquinone) activity; quinone binding
Source: RefSeq, a predicted model, not a curated record
UUUUUUUUUUUUUUUUUUUUUUUUUUUUUUUUUUUUUUUUUUUUUUUUUUUUUUUUUUUUUUUUUUUUUUUUUUUUUUUUUUUUUUUUUUUUUUUUUUUUUUUUUUUUUUUUUUUUUUUUUUUUUUUUUUUUUUUUUUUUUUUAUUUAGAUUCAAAGAAAUAUCUGAAUCGAAUGAAACGAAAAAAGAAAAAGAUUCUCUAAUUAGUAAUCAGAUAAUUAACGAAUCAUUUAGUCAAAUUGAAUCUGGAAAUUGGCCAAAUUCUUCACUGAUAGAAACCAAAAUGAAGGAUUUGACUGAUAGAACAAGUACAAUCAAAAAUCAAAUAGAAAGAAUUACAAAAGAGAAAAAGAAAGUAACUCCAGAAAUAGACAUUAGUCCUAAUAAAACAAAUAAUAUUAAAAAAUUAGAAUCGCCAAAAAAUAUUUUCCAAAUAUUAAAAAGAAGAAAUACUCGAUUAAUAUGGAAAUUCCAUUAUUUUCUAAAAUUAUUCAUUCAAAGAUUAUACAUCGAUCUAUUUUUAUCUAUCAUUAAUAUUCCCAGAAUUAAUACACAACUCUUUCUUGAAUCAACAAAUAAAUUGAUUGAUAAAUACAUUUCCAAUAAUGAAAUAAAUCAAGAAAAAAUUAAUAAUCAAAAAAAUUCACUUUAUUUCGACUAUAAAAAAGUCCCUUUCUAAUAUUAGUAAGAAAAAUUCACAUAUUUUUUUUGAUUUAUCCUACUUGUCACAAGCAUAUGUAUUUUACAAAUUAUCACAAACCCAAGUUAUUAAUUUGGCUAAAUUUAGAUCUGUUCUUCAAUAUAACAGAACGUCUUUUUUCCUUAAGACUAAAAUAAAGGACUAUUUUAGAACACUAGGAAUAUUUCAUUCUGAAUUAAAACAUAAGAAACUUCAGAGUUAUAGAAUCAAUCAAUGGAAAAACUGGUUAAGACAGCAUUAUCAAUACGAUUUAUCUCAGAUUAGAUGGUCUAGAUUAAUGCCACAAAAAUGGCGAAAUAGGGUUAAUCAAAGUUGUAUGGCUCAAAAUCAAAAUCGAAAUUUAAACAAAUGGAAUUCAUAUGAAAACGACCAAUUAAUUCAUUACAAAAAAGAAAAUGAUUCUGAACUCUAUUCAUUAUCAAACCAAAAAGAUAAGUUUCAAAAUGUUAUAGAUAUGAUCUUUUAUCAUAUAAAUCGAUUAAUUAUGAAAAUAAAAGUGAGUCAUUUAUUUCUAGAUUACCCUUUCAAGUAAAUAAGAACCUCGAAAUUUCUUAUAAUUCAAACACGUCCAAACACAACUUUUUUGAUAUGUCCGGCAAUCUUGAUAUCAAUAAUUAUCUAAGAAAAGGCAAUAUUCUAUAUAUAGAAAGAAAUCUCGAUAGAAAAUAUUUUGAUUGGAAAAUUAUCCAUUUUUCUCUUAGACAAAAAGAAGAUAUUGAGGCCUGGGUUAAGAUCGAUACCAACAGUAAUCCAAAUACUAAAAUUGGUAUUAAUAAUUAUCAAAUAAUUGAGAAAAUCGAUAAAAAAGGCCUUUUUUAUCUUACAACUCAUCAAAAUUCAGAAAACACUCAAAAAAAUUCGAAAAAAGUCUUUUUUGAUUGGAUGGGAAUGAAUGAAAAAAUAUUUAACCGUCGCAUAUUCAAUCUGGAAUUUUGGUUCUUCCCAGAAUUUAUUUAUACUUACUUUAUAAUGUAUAUAAAAUAAAACCGUGGAUUAUACCAAGCAAAUUACUUCUUUUAAAUUUGAAUACAAACGAAAAUCUUAGUCAAAAUAAAAACAUCAAUAAAAACCAAAAAUCAAAUAAAAAAAUAAAGAAUCGAAUUCAAGAAGCAAAAGAACCCGCAAGUCAAGGAGAAAGAGAGCGUGGAUCAGAUAUAGAAAACAAAGUAAAUCUGCGCCCUAUUCUCUCAAAACAUAAAAAGGAUCUUGAAAAAGAUUACGCGGAAUCAGACACAAAGAAGGGUAAAAAGAAAAAACAAUACAAAAGCAACACGGAAGCAGAACUAGAUUUAUUCUUGAAACGUUAUUUGCUUUUUCAAUUGAGAUGGAACGAUGCUUUGAAUCAAAGAAUGCUCGAUAAUAUCAAGGUAUAUUGUCUCCUGCUUCGACUGAUAAAUCCAAACCAAAUUACUGUAUCGUCAAUUCAAAGGGGAGAAAUGAGUUUGGAUAUAAUGCUGAUUCAGGCGAAUUUAACUCUUACAGAAUUGAUGAAGAAGGGGAUAUUGAUUAUCGAACCUAUUCGGUUGUCUGUAAAAAAUAAUGGACAAUUUAUUAUGUAUCAAACCAUAGGUAUUUCAUUGGUUCAUAAAAGUAAACACCAAAUUAAUCAAAGAUACCGAGAACAAAGAUAUGUUGAUAAAAAGAAUUUUGAUGAAUUCAUUCUGCAACCUCAAACUCAAAGAAUAAAUACAGACAAAAAUCAUUUUGAUUUGCUUGUUCCUGAAAAUAUUUUAUGGUCUAGACGUCGUAGAGAAUUGAGAAUUCGAAGUUUUUUUAAUUCUUUGAAUUGGAAUGGCGUCGAUAGAAAUUCAGUAUUUUGCAACGAAACCAAUGUAAAAAACUGGAGUCAAUUUUUGGAUGAAAGGAAACCUCUUUAUAAAGAGAAAAAAGAAUUAAUUAAAUUGAAGUUCUUUCUUUGGCCUAAUUAUCGAUUAGAAGAUUUAGCUUGUAUGAAUGAAUCGUUAUUGGUUUGAUACCAAUAAUGGUAGCCGUUUCAGUAUCUUAAGGAUACAUAUGUAUCCACGAUUGAAAAUUAAUUGAUAGUACUAUAUACCCUGUCUCGUAUAGAGUAUCUGAAAGCAAACAAAUGCACACAUGCCUUGUCUUACAUCUCAUUCGAAUCUAAUUCGAGUAGACGAUACUAAAUCAAUAAGGUAUCGAUUAGAUCUAGAAAUGAAUCAACAGAAUCUUCUUCAUUUUAGGAUUUUAGGUUUAAAUUAUUCGCUUUUGUGAAUGACAAAAAUCUACCUACCACCUUUUUGGAUUCCUAUCUGAAUCAAAUUUGGAAUUUGAUUAAUUUAUUGGAAUUGAUAAAAUUAGGAGUUCAUAAAGAAAUUAAGUCUAUAUACCACGUUCAAAUUACUGGCAUUAUUAUUACUGAUCGAUAAAAUUCGAUAAAAUCCAUAUCUGUAAAAUAAAGAAAGGGGAAAUUCUUUUAUGGUAAAAAAAUUCUCAUUUCAGUUAUUUUUCAAGAAGAAAAGAGAGGAUCUGUUGAAUUUCAAGUAUUCAAUUUCACCAAUAAGAUACGUAGACUUACUUCACAUUUAGAAUUGCACAAAAAAGACUAUUUAUCUCAGAGAGGUUUGAAGAAAAUUUUGGGAAAACGUCAACGACUGCUAGCUUAUUUGGCAAAAAAAAAUAGAGUACGUUAUAAAGAAUUAAUUAAUCAGUUGGACAUUCGAGAGACAAAAACUCGUUAAUUUUAUUAAUUUGAAGAGUCAUUUCAUUUUCACUUAUAUGUUUCGAUUAAAUUUUGAUGAACUUCUUUUCACUUUCAGCAAUUCAUGGAAGAAUGAAUCGGUAAAAAACUUAUGACUGCACCAACUACAAGAAAAGACCUCAUGAUAGUCAAUAUGGGGCCUCAGCACCCAUCAAUGCACGGUGUUCUUCGACUCAUCGUUACUCUAGAUGGUGAAGAUGUUGUCGACUGCGAACCAAUAUUGGGUUAUUUACAUAGAGGGAUGGAGAAAAUUGCGGAAAAUCGAACAAUUAUACAAUAUUUGCCUUAUGUAACACGUUGGGAUUAUUUAGCUACUAUGUUCACAGAAGCAAUAACCAUAAAUGGACCCGAACAAUUAGGCAAUAUUCAAGUACCUAAAAGGGCUAGCUAUAUCAGAGUCAUUAUGUUGGAAUUGAGUCGGAUAGCUUCUCAUUUGUUAUGGCUCGGUCCUUUUAUGGCGGAUAUUGGUGCGCAGACCCCUUUCUUCUAUAUUUUUCGAGAAAGAGAAUUGAUAUAUGACCUCUUCGAAGCUGCCACCGGUAUGCGAAUGAUGCAUAAUUAUUUUCGUAUCGGAGGAGUGGCUGCCGAUCUACCCUAUGGCUGGAUAGAUAAAUGUUUGGAUUUUUGCGAUUAUUUUUUAACAGGGGUCGCUGAGUAUCAAAAACUUAUUACCCGGAAUCCUAUUUUUUUAGAACGAGUUGAAGGCGUAGGCAUUAUUGGGGGAGACGAAGCAUUAAAUUGGGGUUUAUCGGGACCAAUGCUACGAGCUUCCGGAAUAGAAUGGGAUCUUCGUAAAGUUGAUCAUUAUGAGUCUUACGACGAAUUUGAUUGGCAGGUUCAAUGGCAACGAGAAGGGGAUUCAUUAGCUCGUUAUUUAGUACGAAUUGGUGAAAUGACAGAAUCCAUAAAGAUUAUUCAACAGGCUCUGGAAGGAAUUCCAGGAGGGCCUUACGAAAAUUUAGAAAUCCGACGUUUUGACAGAUUAAAAGAUCCUGAAUGGAAUGAUUUUGAAUAUCGGUUUAUUAGUAAAAAACCCUCUCCAACUUUUGAAUUGUCGAAACAAGAACUUUAUGUGAGAGUUGAAGCCCCAAAAGGAGAAUUGGGAAUUUUUCUCAUAGGAGAUCAGAGCGUUUUUCCUUGGAGAUGGAAAAUUCGCCCACCAGGUUUUAUCAAUUUGCAAAUUCUUCCUCAGUUAGUUAAAAGAAUGAAAUUGGCUGAUAUUAUGACAAUACUAGGUAGCAUAGAUAUCAUUAUGGGAGAAGUUGAUCGUUGA